Manduca sexta (tobacco hornworm) is the source of this 831-nucleotide messenger RNA. RefSeq lists its product as uncharacterized. The coding region runs from base 1 to 831 and encodes 276 amino acids. NCBI's taxonomy places the organism in Eukaryota, Metazoa, Arthropoda, Insecta, Lepidoptera, Sphingidae. The record is from RefSeq and is a predicted model, not a curated record. The transcript has 2 exons.
AUGUUUAGAAAAGAGUUAGGGCAGUUAAUAGAAAUAGAUAGAGGAGUAAAUUCACACAGGAUGUUAAAAAUAAAAGAUAAAUUAUAUAGGAAAUACAAAGUACAAAACGAAAAUGAUCAUGCCAAUACAGCCGAAAUUCUGAAGCAAAAAAUUAAGGCACUCGCGGGUAGAAUUAAGAGAUAUGAAGAAAUAAACGCCAAGAAAGACCAAAAUAAGUUAUUUAAUGAAAACCAACACAAAUUUUACAAAAGUUUAGAGAACAAUAGUUACAGAGUAAGCCAAAUACCAAGUAAAGAUAGUAUAGAGCAGUAUUGGACAGAUAUUUUGUCUAAUCCGAAGCAGUACAAUAAAGAUGCUAGAUGGAUAGAAGAGAUAGACGAUUUAUCACAGAGAGUCGAAACAACAGAAACAGAUGAGAUAACAGUAGAUGAAGUCAAAUUAGCUAUUAGGAAACUACAUAAUUGGAAAACACCAGGAAUAGAUAAGUUACAAAAUUACUAUUUAAAAUAUUUUUCUAAUUCACAUAAAUAUCUUGCAACAAUAUUCACAAAAAUAGUCCAAGGGAAACAGAAUCUAGAAGAAUGGUUCACUACAGGUAAUAUAUUACACAACCACUGCAGCAACAAUGACAUUAUGGCAAUAGAGCAACGAGGUUGUCGACGUGGAGCCAAGGGAUGCAAAGAUCAUCUCAUGGUCAAUAAAGCAAUAUUAGAGGAUGCACAUCAGAUGCAAAAGAACCUGAGCAUGGCAUGGAUAGAUUAUCAAAAGCCUUUGACAGUAUCUCGCACGAAUGGCUUCUCAAGAUCCUUGAUAUAUACCGAUGCCCACUAA